This is a messenger RNA of Pelmatolapia mariae (spotted tilapia), 4074 nucleotides long. Its product is annotated as sal-like protein 3. Gene Ontology annotation, biological process: regulation of gene expression. The coding region runs from base 153 to 2543 and encodes 796 amino acids. NCBI's taxonomy places the organism in Eukaryota, Metazoa, Chordata, Actinopteri, Cichliformes, Cichlidae. The record is from RefSeq and is a predicted model, not a curated record. The transcript has 4 exons. Gene Ontology annotation, cellular component: nucleus.
AUGCCUGCAGGCUGGGAAGAGCCAGCGGCUCCCGCAUCGGCCUGCUUCGCUUAAACACGGCCGUUAACUCUCCUCCCUGACGUGGGACCCACCGAGCCGCUUCUCUGGCUUUAAAGUUCAGCCCUCCUUCACUCCUUGGUCGGUUCACGAUAAUGUUGAGCAGCGUUGCUCUGCGCUCCCAGAUCGCCUCCGUGAUUGAUGCCUUGUCCAAAGCAGCCGUGGCAGAAAUCGCCAAAGUUGUGGAGGAUGGCAUGGUGGUGCUGCGGCUGGAAAUGUGCCAGCGUGAAAACGAGAUCAAGAAGCUGAAGAGCAACAUCGAGCUCCUGCACGGCGAGCUGAGAGUAACCCAGCAGGCGGUGACCCUGAGACCCGACCACCACGGGAGAGAUGAAAGCCAGGGCGGUGCUGGUGAUCUGAAGAACUCUCUUGAAAAUGUGCAUGCUGAUGAUGGACCCGGCAUUCUGUCUGUACCUGAAGUGAAGGUCAAAUGUGAACCUGUGGAGGAGGAAAAUCGAGAGGCCAGCAGACAGUCCGACAAACCAGGAGAAGAGCUGCCUCUGUAUGAAAGUGGACAGUGGAGAGCGACGACACAAAAUGAGGCUGGACACAACAGCUCUCAUUAUUUACGUUUAGGACAGAACUCCCUGUCAUGUCUUCCCGAAUCAUCUUUGGACAGUGGGCUGGUCGUGUCCUGCAGCAGCUCUGGUGGAUUUCAGCAGAACCACUUUGGUCGUGGGUUACUGGGUUAUAGUCUGUACCGCAAUGCGUACAACACGGUACGGAGGAGGACGGUAAAGAGGUUGAUGUUUAAGAAAGGCUUUAUCUGUCCGUACUGCGGCAAAUGUUUCGAGCGCGCGGGGCAUCUCGAGCGACAUAAAAGGAUUCACACUGGUGAGAAGCCAUACCGCUGCGAGAUAUGUGGGAGGCGGUUCAAUCAGAAAUGCAGCCUCAAGGAGCACACAAAGAUUCACAGAAGAUGUAUUCAGUCAGGACCUGUUGAGAUCCAAGUGGCUGAGCAGAAACUGAUUCCUGAGGUGAAUCCACCUAUUGAUGCGCAUCGCCCUGAAGAAGCGAUCGUUGAAGAUGCUCUACCUAAGAGUGAGGACAUUCUGCCAACGCCUGUACAGGUUAAAUCUGAGCCCGCAGAGAAGAAUAUCACACCGCCACCGCUCUUUCACGGGGGGAACGAGCAGACAAGAGAAGGAGUUGAAAUCCUCGGCGACACCUUCACAGCGUUUGAGAGAGACAGCCAGCAGUGGAUGCCCAGACUACAAAACAACCCCGAGAUGGGCAGUACAGAAUUUCUUAGCAGCUCGGAGCAAAACAUGCCAUCGUUCCCCGGGAUGGCUCAGUUACUCCCGCCACCAGCUGAAGCUUCUUGUAGCACCUUCUCUUUCCCAGGAAAACCGUACAGCGAACUCAAAAACAGCAUGAUCUCCCAAACGCCCUUUGGAUCCUCAGACUCUCUUAUGAUCUCACAAGAAGGAGGCUUACACGGUAUGACAGAGACCUUGAUGAAUCACGUGCAUCAGAGGAGAAGCAGAUCUUUUCAGGUAAUCAAACCAAAGAAGUGUUUCAUCUGCUCGUACUGCGGCAAGAUCUUCGAGCGAGCCGGACACCUUGAAAGGCAUUUGCGAAUUCAUACCGGUGAGAAGCCAUACGGCUGCCACAUCUGUGGGAGGUGCUUCAAUCAGAAGAGUAGCCUCAAAGGCCACAUGAAGACACACAGAAAUGGAGAAAACCCAGAUGUGCUGGAGCCCCAGCACAUGAUGUUUACACUUCCUGAUAACCAACUGUUGCAGAACAUGGCAGAAUCUAAGAAUGGACUACCACCUUUUGAGGAACCCUUACCAGGCCCCACAUACGGUGAGACGGCCAGGGAGGAAACGGUUAUGGUAAAGCUGGAGCCUAAUGGAGAGGAUUUUCAGGCUGUAGGUCAGGUAGGGACUGACAAUGGCACGGCAGCACCAGAUCAAAGUCAGCUGUGGACAUCUGGGAUGGAGAAGAGCAGCGAUGCCCCUGAACAAACCGUCUGUGUACUUCUACAAGAUGUCAAGUAUCACCUCAGUCCUGCUGCCGGAGCCGCGAGUGAGCAGCAGGGAUAUACGUCGCCGAUCAAGGAUCUGCCUUUUCUAGACAACAAAGAAAAUGAAGAAAUGAUGCUCAGCGACCAGUAUUCUAUCAUAGGCAUGCAACCCAGCAGCUCUGAUAUAACUCUCACACCUGAGCCACACAAUCAGCAUAUCAUACACAAGGUGGCUGUGAGUGAUUACAACACAGCGAAUGACCGGACUCCUGAAGGGAGUGUUUUUGGAUUUAACAUGAACUCGUCAGCUGACCGUGAGGGAAACUGUGGCGAGGAAUCUGCCACGCAAAACUGCUUCAUAUGCUCGAACUGUGGCCAAAGCUUUGAUAGCUUCGAUAUAUUUCAGAGACACCAGUGUGAGAAAAUCACAGAGCAGCCUUUCAGCUGUGAGAUCUGUGGAAAGAGUUUUAACCAGAUGAGCAUCCUGAAACUGCAUCUUAAACUGCAUGUGGACUGAAAUAUACAAAAAUAUAUAAGCAUAGCACACAAGUACAGUUAUUCAUAUUAUUUAUAUAAACACUUGUAGUAAAACUCUCAAAGGCUGAAUCUGAAGAACAAAAUCUUGAGGUAGGUUUUUUUUUUUCCAAGCACAAAAAUGACUGAUCCAUCUGACUUCUGUGACAUUUUUAAGUGCUCACAGAAAUGCUUUCCUGCUGCUUCGAACCACUUCAUCUGUUUUUGAAUUGAUUGAGGAGUGUAAUUGCUCUGCAACACAACCGCUCUUUACUUGCUCUGUAUUGUUCUGUGCUGGGCUCUUGAGUGCCUUUCACAAUAGUGUAAUUAAUAUGAGGAGAGAAACAAAGUUGAGAGUAUGGAAGCGCGAUGCAUUCACUUGACAUGAACAAAAAUACACCUGUGUUUUUUCUGAAUUACUAUAAUUAUCUUGGAAAUCCAAAGAAAAACUUGAGAUCUUAAAAUCCUAAAAGAGGAGAGAGUCUUUGAGUCAUGUAGUUGAUAACAUUACAAACUGUUUGCUGUAUAUUCAAGUGUUUUUCUGGGAUCCCUUAAACAUCAACAUACAAAAAUAGCAGUAUCUCCCAAAGUUUUAAACGUGAGCAAAAGUAAAUCCAUCCAUCCAUCUUCUUCCGCUUAUCAGGGGCCGGAUCGUGGGGGCGGCAGCCUAAGCAGAGAAGCCCAGACCUCCCUCUCCCCAGCUACCUCCUCCAGCUUGUCUGGGGGAACACCAAGGCGUUCCCAGGCCAGCCGAGAGAUAUAAUCUCUCCAGCAUGUCCUGGGUCUGCCCCGGGGCCUCCUCCAGGUGGGACAUGCCCUGAACACCUCACCCAGCAGGCACCCAUGAGGCAUCCUUGUCAGAUGCCCGAAUCACCUCAACUGGCUCCUUUCGAUGUGGAGGAGCAGCGGCUCUACUCUGAGCCCCUCCCAGAUGGCUGAAAUUCUCACCCUAUCUCUAAGGGAGAGGACAGCCACCCUUCAUAGGAAGCUCAUUUCUAACUGUGUAACACUAAGUGGGGAGUCAGGAAUUAUCAUUACUACUCAAGAAAUCAAGCUUUCGUGUUCUUUUGAGAUCUUACGUGAAAUAUGUUUCUUUGGUUGGCUCAAACAACUCAUUUUUAGCAUUUAUGCACCUGCAACACUUUUAUUUUCAUAAAGGUGAAUUAUAUAAGCCUAGAAAACCACAUUUUAAUGGGCUAAAAUUACCGAUUUUAGCAUCUAAACAAAAUCUGGUACCUGAGUUAACCAGCAGCACAGACAGAACAAACAGUGCUGCAUGUGCAUGGACUGGUCUCACUGAUUCAGAAAAACAGGAGCGUUUUUGCACAAGUGAAUCCAUUAUGUCUCUGUAGGUGAGAAACAUUAGAAGCUGUCAGAUGUUCUUGUCUGUAAACGGAGCAGUUACUCAGACUUGUCAUUAGUUUAUGUGUUACUAACCUUUUUUUUUUUUUUUUUUUUUUUUUUUUUUUGUUAGUAACAGGCCAAAAACAAAUGUUUGAUAUUUGCAAGCUACUAACUAAAAGCUUUUUCUGUUA